Messenger RNA from Mytilinidion resinicola, 1041 nucleotides. RefSeq names its product NAD(P)-binding protein. The record is from RefSeq and is a predicted model, not a curated record. Gene Ontology annotation, molecular function: oxidoreductase activity. The coding region runs from base 1 to 765 and encodes 254 amino acids. Lineage: Eukaryota; Fungi; Ascomycota; Dothideomycetes; Mytilinidiales; Mytilinidiaceae. The transcript has a single exon.
AUGGGUGCUCCAAACUUCCAACAAUUGCUCUCCAAGCAUGUCUUGAUCAUCGGAGGAUCCUCUGGCAUAGGUUUCGGCGUUGCUGCAGCCUCUCUUGCAGCUGGGGCCAGAGUAUCAAUCUCCUCAUCCUCACUCCAAAAGGUCCAAUCCAAGGUCUCACAACUUAAAGAAUGGUAUCCAAAGAGCGAGAUUGAAGGAUUCGUGGCGGAUCUCAAUAAACCUACGCUGCAAACGGAUUUGCAUGGUCUCUUCGAAAAGGUUGGAAAAUUGGACCACAUCGUAUUCACCGCAUGCGAUCCACUCGAGCUCGUUCCCUGGCAGGACUUGACUCUACAACAAUACUCCAAAGCUGGACAGAUGCGACUUUACGCACAAUUCUUCGUCGCACAGGUCGGUCAGCGAUACCUCAACCCUGGGCCAGAGUCAUCGAUUACGUUCACAUCGGGAACAUCGUCUGAGAAACCAACGGCUGGAUGGGCUAUGGUGGCUUCUUUUGCCGCCGGGCUGAAAGGUUUAACUCGCAAUUUGGCGGUCGACUUGAAGCCGAUUCGGGUCAAUUGUGUGAGUCCUGGAUACGUCGCCACGGAGCUGUGGGGCGGCAUGGAUGAGGCAACAAGGGAGGGUCUCUUCGAUAAUUUGAGAAAGACACUCCCCACUAGGGCAGUUGGAAGACCCGAGCAGGUUGCUGAAGCUUAUCUUUGGUUGAUGAAGGAUUCGAACGUGACAGGGACUUGCGCCGAAACCAAUGGAGGGAUGAAGUUGUAAGAUACUCGGGUUGCAGCAACCUAGGAUCAGCAACUCAUACGGUUCACUGUGGUGCUUCCUUGCUGUCAAAGGAAGGGAGUGGCUUUCCUUGGCGCCUAACUCAUACGGUUCACUAGGUGUCCCUUACUCUCCCUUUCUCUUCCUUACGAAGUUGUGGUGCUUCCUUGCUGUCAAAGGAAGGGAGUGGCUUUCCUUGGCGCCUUCCUUGCUGCCGAGGCCUGGCACCAAGGGAGCGCCCUCAGGGAUAGUUCAUCUCGCUCCUCUAUAUAGUCCGCC